Molecule: messenger RNA, 3054 nt
Organism: Leptosia nina
Lineage: Eukaryota; Metazoa; Arthropoda; Insecta; Lepidoptera; Pieridae
Source: the annotation of a GenBank genome assembly
AUGAAGACACGUUUUAACACUUACGAUAUAGUGUGCAUGGUGACGGAAUUACAAAGGCUUGUUGGCAUGAGAGUAAACCAAGUCUAUGAUAUCGACAAUAAGACAUAUGUUAUUCGCCUUCAGAGAUCUGAGGAGAAAUCUGUAUUAUUAUUAGAAUCAGGAAACAGAUUUCAUACCACUCAAUUUGAAUGGCCCAAAAAUGUAGCUCCGUCUGGCUUUACAAUGAAGUUACGUAAGCAUCUCAAAAACAAACGUCUAGAACACCUUACCCAGCUAGGAAUUGAUCGGAUUAUAGAUCUUCAAUUUGGCAGUGGAGAAGCAGCAUACCAUGUUAUAUUAGAAUUGUAUGACAGGGGAAAUAUUGUACUUACUGAUUAUAAUUGGACAAUUUUAAAUGUAUUGAGACCUCAUGUCGAAGGGGAUAAAGUUAGAUUUGCUGUCAAAGAACGAUAUCCAUUGGAUCGAGCAAAAACUAGCUAUGAAGCUCCAAAUGUAGAUCAAUUGAAGGAAAUCCUGGCUAAGAGCAAACCUGGAGAUAAUCUUAAGAAAAUCCUUAAUCCCAAUUUAGAGUAUGGUUCAGCGUUAAUAGAUCAUGUCUUGCUUGAAAAUGGUUUAUCUGGCAACUUGAAAGUGUCAAUGGAUCCAGAAAAAGGUUUUGUUAUAGAACGAGAUAUUGAGAAAUUAGCCACUGCCCUAAAAGUUGCGGAAAAGUUGAUGGAUGAAGCAAAGAGUGAGAUUUGUAAGGGUUACAUCAUUCAAAAGAAAGAGGAAAGGCCAAACCCAGAAGGUGGUGGUGGUGACUUUUUAUUGACAAAUCAAGAGUUCCAUCCACUUCUAUACUCUCAACACAAAAGUCAGCCAUACACUGAGUAUGAGACGUUUGAUAGAGGAGUUGAUGAAUUCUUUUCAGCUUUAGAGGGACAGAAGAUUGACCUGAAGACAAUUCAAGUAGAACGAGAAGCACUAAAGAAACUUUCAAAUGUAAAGAAGGAUCAUGAAAAGCGUAUUACAGAAUUGGAAAAAGUGCAAGUUGAAGACCGCAAGGCUGCCGAGAUGAUAUCUAGAAAUGAACAGCUUGUGGAACAGGCUAGGCUAGCAAUCCAGACCGCCAUAGCUAACCAGAUGUCCUGGGAUGACAUAAAGCUAUUAGUGAAAACAGCUCAAGACAACUCGGACCCCAUUGCAUCUGCCAUAAAACAAUUGAAGUUAUCAACAAAUCAUAUUACUUUGAUACUAACUGAUCCAUAUGAUGAUGGGGACAUCUUGGAACCAAUGUUGGUGGAUAUAGAUCUCUCGCUAACUGCUUUUGCAAAUGCUAGGCGGUACUAUGAUCAAAAACGUAAUGCAGCAAAAAAGCAACAGAAAACAGUAGAAUCAGCCGGAAAAGCUCUUAAGAGCGCCGAAAGGAAAACCAAACAAACCUUGAAGGAAGCUCAAACAAUCAGCACAAUUAGCAAAGCAAGAAAAACCUACUGGUUUGAAAAAUUCUACUGGUUUAUCUCCUCUGAUAACUUUUUGGUGAUAGCUGGUCGUGACCAGCAACAAAACGAACUUUUAGUUAAAAGAUAUAUGCGUUCGACUGAUAUAUACGUGCACGCUGAGGUCACGGGUGCUUCAUCCGUGGUGAUUAAAUGUCCUGGAGGUGUCCCACCACCACCGCGAACGCUUAGCGAAGCUGGUCAAGCGGCGGUUGCAUACAGUGUGGCAUGGGAAGCAAAAGUCUUAACUCGCGCAUGGUGGGUACUCGGCCACCAAGUAUCAAAAUCUGCACCCACGGGAGAAUACCUAACAACGGGAUCUUUCAUGAUUCGCGGGAAAAAGAACUAUCUGUUACCGGAACAUUUACAAUUCGGUUUCAGUUUUCUUUUCCGUCUAGAAGAUAGUUGCAUAGAGGGACACAGAGAUGAAAGAAAGUGCCUAGUUGAUGAUGUUUCUGAAGUUGCUGAGAGUGAGGUUGAUACAGAAAUAGUAGUAUCAGACGAUUCUGAUAGAGAAGAUGACUUAAAUUGCAAUAAUACAUUAGAAACAAUACAUGAAAAUAAAACAUCCAUAGAAAAUAAUUUGGAGGAAAACUCCGAUAAAGAGAAAUUAGAAGAAAAGGAAGAGUUGAAAAAAGAAAGCUUAGAAAUAAAAUCAAAUGAAGAACAGGAACAAAAUGAUACAGAGAAACAGAAAGAUUCCAUUCAGAACGAGGAUAGCAGUGAUUCAGAUAGUGAUAGUUCUGAUGGUGUUUUGGAUACACAUAUAAAAGUUGAUCACGGCACAGGACAGGUGUUGAUCGAAUCGAAAACUCGAACGUUAUCAGAAAUAUCUACGCAAAGUGAGGAAUUACAGCUCAAAUUUCCCGCAUUACCGAAAAAAGGGAAGCCACAGAAAAGGGAAAAACCCCCACCAAGGGAGAAAGGACAAAAAGAGCAAGAGAAAAACGGACCUAAAAGGGGUCAAAAGGGGAAGUUGAAAAAAAUUAAAGAAAAAUACAAGGAUCAAGACGAAGAGGAUAGAGCAUUUAUGAUGGAGUUUUUACAGCCCGACAAAGGUGCUAAAGAAUCCAAAAAGGCCCUAAAGCAGGCAGCAAAAGGCAACAAGGAAAAGAAAUCGAACCGAGGACCCAAGAUACCACAACCUGCGCCGAUGCUGCUUGAAGCUGAAUCCGAGGAAGAGCCCGAGAUUGAACAAGAGACUGACCAAGCUGGCAAUGCCGACACAGAAAUGCUCUGUCAGUUAACAGGCUCACCGUAUACCGAAGAUGAGUUGCUAUUCGCUGUCCCAGUCGUGGCGCCCUAUUCGUCUUUACACAACUAUAAGUUCAAAGUUAAAUUAACUCCGGGUACGAGCAAGAGGGGCAAGGCUGCUAAGACGGCAAUACAAGUCUUCCUUAGGGAUAAAGCCGCAUCAGCCCGCGAAAAGGAUUUACUGAAGGCGGUCAAAGAAGAAAACGUCGCCAGAAACUUCCCAGGAAAGGUCAAAUUGUCCGCGCCGCAACUUCAUAAACAUAAAAAAAAAAAAUUAAAUGAAUUGUUAAUGUUAAGGGUUUUGCGUGAAGUGAAAUUCUGA